Molecule: messenger RNA, 2638 nt
Organism: Periophthalmus magnuspinnatus
Lineage: Eukaryota; Metazoa; Chordata; Actinopteri; Gobiiformes; Gobiidae
Gene: shisa4
Product: shisa family member 4
Exons: 5
Coding region: 179-820 (213 amino acids)
Source: RefSeq, a predicted model, not a curated record
GCUGUAAACCGCAGCACAGAUCUGGCAACCCGGUAAUUUCACGGAUAAUUUACGGCGCCUCAAUCCGCUCCCGUUUCUUUGCGCUUCUCUAACAGGCGCUAUGUCUGAAUGCUACCGUUAGCACGAUAUCGAUAGCGUUUAGUUCGGUUGCGCUUUGUGAUUGAUUUGCCUUUGAAUUAUGUUAAACUACGGGAUGAGAUUUCCGGCCGGGAGCAUGUCUCUCGCCGUGUCCUCUGUGCUGCUGCUGGCCGUGGUCCUGUGCUCGUCUCCGGUGAGUGGAAAUGAAGACUGCCUGUGGUACGUGGAUAAAAAUGGCACAUGGCACAAUGGCUUUGACUGCCCUCUGAUCACCUUCUGUUGUGGCAACUGUCACCGCCGCUACUGCUGCCUGGACGCCUUCAAGAUGAUCACAGAACGUGAACAAAAACGAUGCAUGCUCUUUCAGUUCAGCCCUACCACUCUGGCUGGUAUUGCCUCUUCCAUUCUGUUGUUUGUGGCUAUUAUCGCUACAAUGGUCUGCUGCUUCAUGUGCUCCUGCUGUUACCUUUACCAGAGAAGACAGCAGAGAGGGAGGACGCCUUUUGAGGCCCAACACAUUCCAAUGGCUAGUUAUCCAGUGGAGCCCUUGUACGAUGCCUACGGAAAGCCCCUGGGACCAGCAGACUAUCCCCAUGCAGGCUACCCCAUGGCCCCUCAGUAUCCAGGCAUGCCUGCACACUACCCCAUGAUGCAUCCUGGUCCAUAUCCACCUCCCCCAGUAGAUCCUGCAUAUGGCCAGCCUCCCCCACCUUACUCUCCACCUCAGUAUCCUGGUCACUGAUGAGUUCAACAGCCCACGGCACAGUAGACAUAUGACAGCGGACAAGAGAAUGGACCGUUUGAGAAGGGGAAGGCAGUACUACACAUCGGCACACUAACAAACUCAAAAUAUAUACAACUAAAAGGUUUCAAUAAAAAUUAUAACUGCACUUUAGGCAUUUGGAAAACAUGUCCACUUGCCAUAAGACUGAAUACAAUUUUCAGGACUUAUCGUUGUUGCACCUUUUACCCAUUUUUGUUUAUUUUGUGAGUUUAAUUUGUAUGAGGUUAAACUAAAUGUUGUGAAUUUUAUUUAAGGGGAAAAAAAACACUUUCCUCAAAAAUAUACCCAGUUGACAGUAUUUAAAUACCUACCUACUAAAAAGUGGAGUGGGCGAGUCUGGCUGGAUAGAAUUUUCAACAUCAACUUUCAAACUAAUGUUCUGUUGUCUUUUUUUUUUUUCAAAAUCAAAAUUUUGACCCACAUAUUUCUCAUAGUAUUUCAGAGAGAAACUGGAAACAGGGUUUAGGCUUUGAUUUUGCUUGAAGUUUUUGGUAGGUGCACCCACGGCAUAUGGAUCUCAUCUCAUUCUAUGUUACAAUUUUGUCUAUCUUCUUUUCUCAUAUAUCCUGCUAGGUAGUAUGUGCUGUCUAAUGUUAGCGACUACUACAACUACAACAGCAUGCUACCCUGUUAAUUCUGUCUUUUCUCCUUAAAACUUUUGAAUAGCUUGUCUUUUAGCUGUUGUUGGAUGCCGUUUAAUAUGUGUGUUGCAGUUAUUUAUUAUUUGUAACAUCAGAUCAGGAGAGCGGAAGGUCAAGCUGUGUAGUGAAAGUCACUACAGUUAACAAGGUAAUGACUACUUAAUGAAUUAUUUUGUAAAUUUCUGCUGGAUAUUUUAUUUUAUUGUAAUUUUUAAAUGGCAUUGUGCAGAAUUUUUAACAUGGCGUCUCUUCCAUUUAGAAAUUAAAGAUCAUCUAUUGUUCUUUCAGAAACUAUAAAUUGGGAUUGACUACUGAAUGAAGGCCCUGGCAACACAUACAUUUUUGACAACAAAUAUCUUAACAGUUUGAAAAGAGAGCAGGAUAGGUCAUGCUUUUUCUCAACAUAACUUCUUUUUAUUGUUAUUAUUAAGAUCAUUAACAUCUUAAUAGAAAGAAGAGAACCUAAGGCAGGUUUAGAGUGGACCAAUUAUUAAGACUUACAUGUCACAUCUAUAUUAUGUGGUAUUAACUACGGUAUUAACUAUCAGAUUGUUGCCACUUGGUUAUAAGUUAUGCAUUGCAUUAUGGGUCUUUAAAAACUAAACACAUUACAUUGUUUGUAGAAAAGUAUAAUAGGUGGUCUUUAGUUUCUUUUAGAUUAAGCUAAAAAGCCAAAAAAAUCAUGAAGUCACUAUCCACUUUAUGUAUGAAGCUCUGAGUACAAGUCUUAACAUUUUUGAAGAUCUCGAUUUGAAAAUGUUGGCACUACUUGAUAUUUCAGAUUAGAACUGGAUGGUAAAUGUUUCCAGGGGCAACACAUGUUGUACUAUAAUAUUGCUUGAAUUAUGUAAAGGGAUUUAUGUACUGAUUCAGAUGGCUGCUAAUUGACAUAUUUGCUCUGAAUCGGAGUUUUACAGAGCUUUUUGUAAAGCACAAAAUUGAAAAGUGGAAUUUUUUUAGUGGGAUGCUCUUUAUGUAGUUCCUUUUGCUCAAUGCUGUUAAUAUUUAUUUGUGCUCCAUGAGUGUUUAAGAAGAGUUGACGUGUGGACAUGGUGUGGUGUCAGAUGACAGUGAGAUAUUGUAAUAUAGUGGGGUUUAAUUUCUAUUAACAUAAAAUCUAACUUUGGAAAAAAAA